AUGGGGAACCCAGCGACCUGCCGGCGCUUCGUCUCAAUACUGCUGCUGCUGGAGCUGCUGCUCCUUCCGGCCAACGGGGAGUCGCAGGGAGAAGCCGAGCGAGCCACGCUGCUGAGCCCCUUCUUCGGCACCAAGUCCCGCUAUGAAGAGCUGCACCCGUACCUUCUCCGGGACCCAUUCUCGCUCGGGCCGGCGCUCUCGGGCUUUCCGCUGCCGCCGGCCUCCUGCACCCCGCUUCAGUUGAGCGCCGUCGUGCGCCACGGCACGCGCUUCCCCACCCGCAAGCAGAUCGAGAAGCUGGCGCGCCUGCACGGCCUCCUACGGGGCGACGGCAAGCGCUGCUCAGUAGCGGAGCGCCUGGCGCGAUGGGAGAUGUGGUACCAGCCGGACAUGGACGGGAAGCUGGCCCCCAAAGGGGAGCGCGACAUGAGGAUGCUGGCCAAGCGCCUCGUCGCCCGCUUCCCCAGCCUCCUGGCCCCCGGUCGGCGCCUGGCUUUUACCAGCAGCUCCAAGCACCGUUGCGUGGAUAGCAGCGGGGCCUUCCGCGCAGGACUCCGCGAGGCGCUUUACGGGCAGCUGAGCGACGGCGAGAAAAACGUUACCUUGACAGAAACAUUUGAAAUCAAUGACAAAUUGAUGAGAUUUUUUGAUCAUUGUGAAAAAUUUGUACGAGAUGUUGAAGACAACGAUACAGCAUUAUAUGAGGUUGAUGCUUUUAAGGAAAGCCCUGAGAUGAUGAAGAUAGUGAAUAAAACCACACAUACUUUAUGUCUACCAGUGGAAGACUUAAAUGCAGAUUUGUUACAAGUGGCAUUUUUUACAUGCUCCUUUGGACUAAGUAUAAAAAACAUUAGCUCCCCCUGGUGUUCACUGUUCAACAAAGAAGAUGCCAAGGUACUUGAGUAUCUGAAUGAUCUCAAACAGUACUGGAAGAGAGCCUAUGGAUAUAAUAUCAACAGUCAGUCCAGCUGUGUACUUUUCCAGGAUAUCUUCGAAAAUUUGGACAAGGCAGUUUCAGAAAGUAAAAGAUCAAAACCUAUUUCUUCGCCAGUGAUCAUCCAAUUUGGACAUGCAGAGACUCUUCAGCCACUUCUCGCACUCAUGGGCUAUUUUAAAGACAAAGUGCCUCUUAAUGCCAGCAACUAUCACAGUCAGUCAAAACGCAAGUUCCGUAGUGGCCGUAUCGUCCCUUAUGCUGCCAAUUUGUUAUUUGUGCUUUAUCAUUGUGAUCAAGCUAGAUCUCCUAAAGAUGAGUAUAAGGUUCAGAUUCUUUUGAAUGAAAAGCUCCUGCCCUUUACCUACUCAGGGAAAACAGUUUCUUUGUACACCAAACUGAAAAACUAUUACAAAUAUUUCCUUCAGAAUUGUGAGUUUGCAGAAGUGUGCAAUAUCAAGAAAAAUGGUACUACCAUUAAUUCGUUAUAAAGAGACAUUGUAAAAAAGAUCACCAAUGUUUCAGCAUAUGCAUAUUUUAGGCAAAUCGUAAUGUUUUUGCUAUUAAGACUGGUGUAUUGCAGAUGCUGCAGUGUUUUAAAAAGUCCUUAAAUGUAUAUUUGCAAUUUCUAAAAAUGGCAUCAAACCUGAAGCCUGAAAAAAGGCAUACUUCCAAAGCUUGAAACAAACUGCUCUUUUCAUGAAAAAUAACUCUCCCUUUCCUAAAUCAGAAAUGAUUGAAAAGUAAUGACAUAGUGUUUAGCACUCAGCUUACUCCAUUGCACUGGCUGUGAUUACUGUGAUUAAUGAUGAUGAAAAAUGGCUGCUGGAAUGCUAACUUGUAAAAAAAGGUGGAUUUCAACAAGUAUUUCUUACCUUCAAUUCCAAGGUUCUUUCACAUAUUCCUGUCAAUCUCAGGGGAAUUUUGCAGCCAUGUGAAUUGUCUAAAUAUUUAUUUCUCUGUAUCACAUUUUAGAGGUUUGGCAUACAUUUGGACAGCAAAGUGGUAACUGAUCAUUCCAUGAUUCAGUCAUUUAUUUUUAAUGGUAGACUUUGUCUAGUAAUAAUGUUCAUCUUCUAGGACCAGAAAAAGAGGGCUUGUGAACUUUGGACAAAGGCCAUUUCAACUUUGGACAAAGGCCAUUCCAGUUUUGGUAUUUAACUAUUCCAACUGCCUUCUUCUGUAUUCAUAUUGAAGGUGAAGAAUUAGUGGGUUUUGUUCAGAAUCCAAAAAAGAUAAAGUCAUUCUGUACAGCAGGUGGUCUUUUCAAAACCUGAAAAAUUGCCUGAAAUUUAAUCUAUUUUGGGUGUGAAAGAGAGGGCUUAAACAAUGAGAAUGGGAGUGCGAGAUCUUUGGGAAGUAAACGUCCACCAUUCUAACUCCGAAACAUCAUUUCAAACCAAUCUCACACUUUUGAAAUGAAGGCCAUUUUGCUUCUGUAUCUCUGCAGUUCAAUCUCAUAAUUUUGGGGGGACAAAUACAAGUUAUUAAGACUGCCUGCAGUCCAAGGGCGGUUAGCUGCCAACUGCUGUUUAUAGGGUAGGUUAUAUUACAAGUUAUAAAGAUUUGUAUAACUUGUAUAUGGUGCUUUUGUGAAAUUUCUCAUUAAUCUUUAAAAGGUAUGUCUUCUCACUGUGUAAAUAAAUAUUUUUCAAACUUGACAACUUUAAAAUGAGUGGAUUUCAACGCCCAGAAUUCCCAUCCAGUAUGCUGGAUUCAUUUUAUCAAGAAGAUAUUUUUAAAUUCUUCUUUUGAAUCAUAUGUGAACAACAGAUGCUACCUUAAAAUCAUGUGUUUUAAGAAACACGGCUAUAUAUAUAUAAGAUCAGACAUCCAAAGCAAGGGGUUUCUUGUUUAAGCAUAAAUCAGAUUAGAGUUAAUUUUAAAUCAGUUUAUACAUUUUAAGAAAAGCAAUUUGAAUUAAGUGGAUUAAAUUAGAAGAUGCCUUACAAUAGACUUUGAAGAAAGGGAUUUUAAACUUGCUUUUAGUUGUAAGGUUUUUAAUGAAAGUAAUUAAAGGAAAUGAAUCUGCAAUGAUGGCUCUAUUGAUCAAGAUGGAAGGAAAGAGAAGAGGAUGACACAGCAAGGUGGAUAGACUUACAGUAGUGAUGAGUGCUCUGCUGCAAGAUUGAAAGAACCAGGUUGGAGAAAAACUUGUUUCUGUGGUUGCUAAGAACUGACAUUAACUUGAAGUCUGUUUGAGAAUAACAUUGAUCAUUAAACCUACUAGUACAAUUAAAAUCAUUAUUAUAGGCAAAA
This is a messenger RNA of Protobothrops mucrosquamatus (brown spotted pit viper), 3193 nucleotides long. It is a transcript of the gene MINPP1, whose product is annotated as multiple inositol-polyphosphate phosphatase 1. NCBI's taxonomy places the organism in Eukaryota, Metazoa, Chordata, Lepidosauria, Squamata, Viperidae. Bases 1 to 1425 code for a protein of 474 amino acids. Gene Ontology annotation, molecular function: inositol phosphate phosphatase activity; acid phosphatase activity. The record is from RefSeq and is a predicted model, not a curated record. The transcript is spliced from 5 exons.